Messenger RNA from Lolium rigidum, 654 nucleotides. RefSeq lists its product as uncharacterized. The record is from RefSeq and is a predicted model, not a curated record. The coding region runs from base 111 to 392 and encodes 93 amino acids. NCBI's taxonomy places the organism in Eukaryota, Viridiplantae, Streptophyta, Magnoliopsida, Poales, Poaceae. The transcript has 4 exons.
GCCAGCUCGCCCCAGAUCGGACCGCCACCGCCGGAGCGCUUGACCGGGCCGCCGCACCGCCACCGCGUCCAUUGGAAGCGCCGCCGGAAGGAUCAGAGGGCAGAAAAGGAAUGGCUGCACGAGACACCCUUAUGACCACUGAGGAUGACUAUGAGACUCAACAAAAGAAGCAAGCGGCUGCAGAUGUUCUUUUCCAAUAUUCACAAUUUGCUAUGGUGUGCAUUGGUGAGGGAGUUCGCCCGUCAGAUCUCCGGUUGCAUCUUAUGAAGGAAGUUUCAGGGAUGUCCACCUCUUUGAAGGAAGAGCCACAGCAGGCAGCUGCCUCCCCAGAUUCUAGCGGCGAACCAUCAUCCUCUGGGACAAUGAAGGAAGACAGGAGCGAAAUCCCCUAAGCUUCAUGUGCAUCUUGCAGUGAGAUGAAAGUAACUCUGGGUGAUAGGCACUGAUUUGUGAGCAUAGAGAUGCAAAUAAGUUAGCGUUCUUGCGGUGGGCAUCCUGCCACUUUGGUUCAAAACGCAGAACACGUUUUCUUAACAGAUUGUAAAGUUUAUGAUAUCUUUAGGAAAACACGUCUGUGUUCAUAUAUUUCUGCUGUAUGAACAUGCCUAUAAUUGCAGAACGUUAUAAUGGUGCAGUUCUGUCUUUUCUGCUCAA